AUGGUGAACAUUACAGAGAAGAUCAAAGAGAUUGAGGAUGAGAUGCGAAGGACGCAGAAGAACAAGGCUACAGAAUAUCAUCUUGGUCUUCUUAAAGGAAAACUCGCCCGUCUCCGUGCUCAACUCCUCGAGCCCAGUCCAGGUGCAGGUAGUGGCGGAGGAAGUGGUUUCGAUGUCUCCAAAUCCGGCGACGCACGCAUUGCCCUCGUUGGCUUCCCCUCAGUUGGAAAGUCCACCUUCCUCUCCAGAGUGACCAAGACAAAGUCUGAAGCUGCAUCCUACUCCUUCACCACGCUCACAGCAAUCCCUGGUGUGCUCGAGUAUGGAGGUGCCGAGAUCCAAGUUCUCGAUUUGCCAGGAAUCAUCGAGGGUGCGGCCGAGGGAAAGGGACGAGGAAGGCAGGUUAUCAGUGCAGCAAAGACAAGUGACUUGAUUUGCAUGAUUCUAGAUGCGACUAAGAAGGCGGAGCAGAGGCGGUUGCUAGAGGCAGAGUUGGAGGCCGUUGGUAUCAGACUGAACAGAGAGCCGCCCAACAUCUACCUCAAGCCCAAAAAAGCAGGUGGCAUGAAGAUAAAUUUCCAAGCGCCACCUAAGCACCUCGACGAGAAAAUGGUCUACAACAUCCUCAAAGACUACAAAAUGCUAAACUGCGAAGUCUUGGUUCGCGACGAGAACGCCACCGUAGACGACUUCAUCGACACCAUCAUGAAAGACCACAGAAAGUACAUCAAAUGCCUCUAUAUCUACAACAAAAUCGACAGCAUCGGCCUACCGCAUCUGGACGAGUUGGCACGCGAACCACACACGGUCGUCAUGUCGUGCGAGCUAGACCUGGGCAUUGAAGACGUCGUGGACCGGUGCUGGCAAGAACUGCGCUUGAUCCGCAUCUACACGAAGCGCAAGGGCAUUGACCCGAGUUUCGACGAGGCACUCAUUGUACGGCAUGGAAGUACGAUUGAGGAUGUGUGUGAUCAGGUUCAUCGUACGCUGAAAGAGACGUUCAAGCAUGCUUUGGUGUGGGGUGCGAGUGCGAGACAUGUGCCCCAGAGAGUGGGACUAGGGCACGUGGUCAGUGAUGAGGAUGUGGUUAGCAUUGUCGCGAAAUGA
Molecule: messenger RNA, 1107 nt
Organism: Cucurbitaria berberidis CBS 394.84
Lineage: Eukaryota; Fungi; Ascomycota; Dothideomycetes; Pleosporales; Cucurbitariaceae
Product: P-loop containing nucleoside triphosphate hydrolase protein
Exons: 6
Coding region: 1-1107 (368 amino acids)
Biological process (GO): cytoplasmic translation
Cellular component (GO): cytoplasm
Molecular function (GO): GTPase activity; GTP binding
Source: RefSeq, a predicted model, not a curated record